Molecule: messenger RNA, 681 nt
Organism: Cherax quadricarinatus
Lineage: Eukaryota; Metazoa; Arthropoda; Malacostraca; Decapoda; Parastacidae
Source: RefSeq, a predicted model, not a curated record
ACCUCUGAAGAGGCUUCAGGGACAACAGGGUUUGUCAGAUGUUUAUGCUCUGUGUCAGAUGACACACAGGACCGCACACUGGAUACAUCUGCCAACGCUCAGUUUUAUCAGUGUUGUCUGGUGUGGCAGUACCCCAGUCUACCAUGGCUACAGCUGUUUCCUCGAGACAACAUCAAGCAAACCUCACACACUGGACUUUUUGGCGCAGAUCAGAAAUUAGGAGAGACACUCCAUUCAGAUUGGAGUGAAAGUCUUCGUUCACUUCACCAGCUUUUAAGAGUACGUCAGUGUCCAUAUUUUUAUGUGUGUGGGCCAACAUUCACAUGUUUAUUCCGAGCAGCAGGAGUAGCAGGGAUUUCACAAGCUCAUGCACUGAUUACUCCUACAACCAGGGGCUUUCGAGAUGCAAUGAAGGAAGAAGAUAUUGAAUUCGAAAUGCCAUUCCAAAACUCUGGAUCAAAGACUAGUGGAAGUUCAAAUUCUUCAGAUGACUUCGCUGAAGAUUCUGAGGCUAAGCAUCUGGAGCUGCAGGAGGAGGAGGAGGAGGAAGAGGAGGUGGUGGAAGAGGAGAAUGAGGAAGAAGAAGAGAGGGAAGCAGCAACAUCAUGGCUGGAAGAUCUAGGUGUAGAAACAUCACAAUUUCCAAAUUUGAAUCCUAAUCGAGUCAAAGUGUAAGUUGCA